Colletotrichum higginsianum IMI 349063 is the source of this 3183-nucleotide messenger RNA. Its product is annotated as Sodium/calcium exchanger protein. Gene Ontology annotation, biological process: intracellular calcium ion homeostasis; transmembrane transport; monoatomic cation transport. The transcript is spliced from 2 exons. Gene Ontology annotation, cellular component: membrane. The record is from RefSeq and is a predicted model, not a curated record. Bases 1 to 3183 code for a protein of 1060 amino acids. NCBI's taxonomy places the organism in Eukaryota, Fungi, Ascomycota, Sordariomycetes, Glomerellales, Glomerellaceae. Gene Ontology annotation, molecular function: monoatomic cation transmembrane transporter activity.
AUGAACGUGAGAAGCGCUUGCAUCUUGCAGUUCAGCUCAAACACGCCGCAGCCUUCUUGUAUUGCGACUCCGCCGAAAGACACCCGUUCCUCCUUGCACGGCGGAACGAGCGGCAUAUCACACGCACGCCAACGCAACUGCAGUCUGCCAUGGCUUCGGAUGAGCCAAUUACGCACAGGAUUUGACGUCAGCAUGCCAGCAACCUCCAAGCUUCGAGGGGGCGGCCUUCGCUUGCGGCCCUUUUACGCGACGGUCUUUUUGAUAUCCCUUUUGGUAUCUUGCUCUCUCUUGGCCAAAACGACCGAGAGGCAGCUUCACUUGCAAGACACGUCACCCCUCACCAAACGAUCCGAGUUCACCGAGUGCCGCGAUGUCCACCGCGCCGAUGACCAGUGCGCCUUUGUCAAGGCUCAUUGCGGUGAUGAUGAGGCUGGCCUACUUUCCUACCUCACGCUGUACUAUUGCGACCUUGCCAAUGCACAGUCCCUGGCCUUUGUCAUUCUGGUCUGCUGGCUCGGCUUGCUCUUCACAACCAUUGGCAUCGCCGCCAGUGAUUUCUUCAGCGUCAAUCUCAACACCAUUUCAGCAAUCCUGGGCCUCAGCGAGAGUCUAGCCGGCGUCACAUUCUUGGCCUUUGGCAAUGGAUCUCCCGACGUCUUUAGCACCUUUGCGGCCAUGGGCUCAAACAGCGCCAGCAUGGCGGUUGGGGAGCUGAUCGGCGCGGCGAGCUUCAUCACCGCCGUGGUAGCUGGAUCCAUGGCUCUGGUUCGGGAGUUUAAAGUGGGGAGAAAGACAUACGUCCGGGAUCUGUCCUUUUUCAUCGUCGCCGUGUGCUUCACCAUGGUGUUUCUGGCGGAUGGCCAUCUGCAUUUAUGGGAAUGCAUAACGAUGGUAUGCUACUACAUCUUCUACGUGGUUACCGUUGUCACCUGGCAUUGGUUAUCGACAAGGCGGAGUCAGCAGCGGGUCCGGGAAGCUGCCGCACGAGGUCAUGUGUACGGAGCGGUGGGGCAUUUCAACGACGAGCUGGCUCCGGAGCCAUACCGGGAUGAUCCCAACGACGAGGACCGUCACGUAAUUUCCGGCGCCGCCUCAAACGCUGGAGACAUCAGCGCACUGGAGGCUGGACCGAGAAUCGAAGUUGACGAUGAGGCCGAAGACGAAGAGGACGCGGAGGACAGCGACCACGGGCGGCAUGUGGUGGCGGAGAUGGCAAGCAGUAUGCGAGUUCUACGGCCCAGAGGCAGACGGCGUAACACCCUCACGCCCAUCCGUCCCAGUUUGGUCGGCGCCUUGGAGUUCCGGUCAGCUCUGGCUCAGUUGCAAAAGGAAAGCAACCACAGAAUGAGACCGAUGCAUGGUCGAGCAUACUCGGUCAAUCAUCUCGGAGGUAACAGCGAAACGAACACGGUAUUGGGACCGACUUCUGACUCGGGAAGAUACACAAUCGGUGCGGUCGAAGAAUUUGGGCAAAACAGGAAUCGUGCCUUGUCAUCUGGCGACAUUCCGGGUUCCGUCAACAGCCGAGAUCACUCCCCUUGGCGCUUCCCUGCCCAAGAUACUCCAGCGAACCCAAUCGAACAGGUCAAAGUCCAGGACGCUAGGAACCGAAGUCGAUCGCCAGCCUUCAAGAUCGGUGGCAAUCUAGCACCCCCGCCCAUCGAUUUAGCACUACCUCAACGUCAAGAUACAGGAGGCAGCGAGCCGCCAGAGUCUCGGCCAUCACCUGGUCAACUUUCACUUCAGAUCCCAAGUCGGCGCGGGAGCUUCAGCGACAGGUCUUCGCCCGCGUCGCCCUUCCCUGGCUACACAGAAUCGCCUCUUGUUCUGACGCCAGCUGCUCAGAAUGAGCCGACCGAGUUCUUCAUGCCGCCUGGCAUGGCUCGUCUGGAAGUUCCCUUUGCGCCUUAUGAGAUGGCCAUUCCUAAACCAGUGAGGUGGUGGCCAUACGCAAUCUUGCCUCCUCCGCACAUUUUUUGGGCAACACUGUUCCCGACUUUAUUGGGUUGGAAGCAGAAGAGUCUUUGGGACAGAUUUGUCAGUGCAAUCUCUGUCCCGAGCAUCUUGCUUCUGGUGUUGACACUGCCGGUGGUGGAAAACGAGAGCGCCGACGAUUCCUCGGACGAAACUGCAGUAGAUCCGUUGACGCGGGAUCAUGCUCAUUGCAAUGCUCCGACCCCAGCAGCUGCUCACGAGGGCCUCGGAGAAGAAACAGAGUGGCAGCGCUUCAGGCGAAGCACCUUGACGCAUUCUCGCAUGCACUCUGUUGACCAUUCCCCAAAGGGUUCUCCGGCACUCAUCGCAAUCGAUUCCCCGAGUGGUGUGCGUGUGGCAACGGAGAUACCGACAAGUCAUCCGCAACACACCAAACCAGCAGCACCGUUGCCUUCAGAAAGUAGCCUUGCUGCUGCCGAUGAUUCGGGACAGUGGAACAGAUGGCUUGUCGCAAUUCAACUUUUCACAGGGCCUUUGUUCGCCGUCAUCAUCUUAUGGGCGAACAUGAAGGAGGACUUCGAUCAGCCGUACAAGACUCUUGUCAGGUUUAUUCUCUAUACACUCCUGGUGUCUACGAUACUGCUCGGGUUUCUGUUGUUGACGACAAGCCCUGACAAGAGGCCCAAGUACCACUUCCUUCUGUGCUUCAUGGGGUUCACGAUCGCCAUCGCUUGGAUCUCAACCAUUGCCGGUGAGGUCGUUGGUGUCUUGAAAGCCUUUGGAGUGAUUUUUGGCAUCUCGGAAGCACUCCUUGGGCUGACCAUCUUCGCAGCGGGUAACAGUGUCGGUGACCUAAUUGCCGACAUCACUGUUGCUCGGCUUGGAUUCCCCGUCAUGGCUCUAUCCGCCUGCUUCGGCGGUCCCAUGCUCAAUAUUCUCCUUGGUAUCGGCAUCGGCGGUGUCUACAUGAUGGUACAGGCUGCCAAUCACCGACACAAGAAGCAUCCUGACAAGCCGUUCAAAUACCAUUCGUACAACAUUCAGAUCGGGGGCACGCUGAUGAUUUCGGCCAUCACCCUGCUCCUCACAUUACUUGGUCUUCUGAUCAUCGUCCCGAUGAACAAAUGGGUGAUGUCACGGAAGAUUGGAUACGGGCUCAUCAUUCUAUGGAUGAUCAGCACCAUUGUUAACGUGGUUGUUGAGCUGACGGGUGUCUGGACCGAUGUGUCCUAUUCCCUUACCUUUUAA